AUGUCGCAAGUUAGAAUUCCAGCCGAAUUCAAGCGCCGCUCCACAAUUGAGGCAGUCGCUGCUUGGUGUGAUACAAAGGUUGAGUUCGUUGAGGAUGCUUCUCUCGCUCAGCCACAAUUGACAAUUGGCGGAAUCAAUGCAAUUGGUGUUCCAGCCAUUGCUUCAAUCCUUGUUCGCAAUUCAAAAGUUGCCGAGAACUUCAAUGUUGUUGCUCUUGGAGAUGGCAAUGCUAAGGAUGCUGCUCUAAUUGCUCAAUAUGUUGAUUUUGCCGAAGCUGCUGCUACAGAAACAUCAGGCCAACCAAUGCAAGGCACAGUUGGCAGCAUUUCCCUCCAUCUUAAGGGCCGCCAUUUCGUUGCUACAGAUAAACUCUCCGUUGCUGAUAUUCUUAUGUACUGCGCUGUCUACGACUACGUAAGCAAGAUGCCAAACAAGGAGCAAACCGCUCUUGGCGACAUCUGCCGCUGGUUCGACAGUGUUCAGAAGGCAUUCAAGACACCAUUACCAGUUGUUGAACUCAAGGUCCAACAGCACCACGAGAAGAAGCCACAGAACAAGGGCGAGCACCCACAGAACCAGGAAAAGAAAGAAAAGAAGGAAAAGAAGCCAAAGGAGCCAAAACCAGCCAAAGCUCCAGAAGCACCAAAGGAAACCUUCGAUUCUGCUUCAUACCUCGAUAUCCGUGUCGGUAAGAUUGUUAAGAUCGAACCACAUCCAGGCGCUGAUACACUUUACUCCGAAGAAAUCGAUAUCGGCAAUGGCGAAAUCAAGAAAGUUAUUACAGGCGUCAGAAACUACGUCCCAAUUGAACAGAUGCAGGAUCGCCACGUUGUUGUCUUCUGCAACAUCAAGCCAUCCAAGAUCCGUGGUCUUCCAUCAGAAGGCAUGGUCUUCGCUGCCUCCAACGCUGACCACACAGUUGUCCAGCUCUUAGACCCACCAGCUGAUACACCAAUCGGCACAAGAGUUCUUUUCGGCGAUUUCUGCAAGACAGAGCCAGUUGCUUGCGAUAAGAAGGGCAACCUUUGGAAGGACUGCUGCGAACACUGCACAAUCGAUGCUGAUGGUUUCGCUUGCUACAAGGGCCAGCACCUCACUGUCCCACAGGGUAAGAUCACUGUCCCAACCCUCAGAUCUUGCGAGUUCCACUAA
Molecule: messenger RNA, 1152 nt
Organism: Trichomonas vaginalis G3
Lineage: Eukaryota; Parabasalia; Trichomonadida; Trichomonadidae
Product: tRNA binding
Exons: 1
Coding region: 1-1152 (383 amino acids)
Molecular function (GO): tRNA binding
Source: RefSeq, a predicted model, not a curated record